Drosophila subobscura is the source of this 3502-nucleotide messenger RNA. RefSeq lists its product as uncharacterized. The record is from RefSeq and is a predicted model, not a curated record. The coding region runs from base 429 to 3122 and encodes 897 amino acids. Lineage: Eukaryota; Metazoa; Arthropoda; Insecta; Diptera; Drosophilidae. The transcript has 7 exons.
GCAUCUUUGCAAUUUUUCCGUUCAAAAGCUAAUAAAUAAAUACAUUAUUAAACCCAAAAAAGGAGCGACGAUGCUGUUGUACUCCAAAACAGCUGACAACUGAUAAUAAACUACAGAUGGAAGAGCACGAAAACAGGAAUCCCGAAACCACCCUUAUAAAGGGUUCGUCGAAAUCUUUGGCGGUUGGCUUUCCGCCUCAUUCGCGACUUGCACUUGCUCCGGAAUAGAUUUCACCGAAUACAACAAAUCACGACGCUGCUGCGACACGAGCACAAGUAGACGCUCCAACAAAUGUCUCUGUGGGAGGUUGAAAUAUUGAUAUAACCUGCGCCCUCUUCCCCGCCCGUCGGCUAUGGAUUGGUAACGUUGCACAUUGCGAAAUUCAAGCUAUUCGUCAUCGCCAUCGUUGAGGAAAUCCCCGCUGAACAAUGGCUUUAGCUAGCGCCGCAGCCGCUCUGCUCAAGAGUUCACAGACGCCGCUGCAGCAGCUGCUGGAGGACAUCAACUUUCAGCGCACCAAGGAGAUGCGGCAGCUGCUCAAAGAUGAUGGCGGCUUUGUGGUGCUUCAGGGCACAACCUACUGGACGGAUCUCUUUGUGCGGCACUUCCUCUUCCAGACAGAACCCGAGCACAGCAUCGAUUCGGACGAUUUGCUCUUCUUUGUGCGCAAGAAGCACGUAAAGAGCUCUUCUCGCCAUAUGCCAAAAUAUGAGACUGAGGUGGAGGUAUUCCGCAAGGACUCGCGCAAACUGCCCAUCGGCGAUCCCGAUGUGGACUGGGAGGAGACGGUCUAUCUCAACAUGGUCAUUCAUCAGUUCGAUUACACCCUGACGCUGGCCAUUUGCACCAGAACAUCGCCCAAGGAGCUGCAGGUGCUGCGCAGGCACUCGCAGCGCGUCUACGCCAGUCCCAGCCGCAGGAAGAUGGACACCAAGGGAGAGGGCGAGGAGAUAACGUAUCCGCACAUCUGCUUCAUGGUCGACAACUUCGACGAGGUGUUCAGCGACAUUCUGGUGCGCGAUGGCGAGAUGGUGUGCGUCGAGCUGGUGGCCAACGACAAGGACGGUGCAGUUCAGGGCGUCAUAUUCCUGGGCUCCAUACGAUACGAUGCUCUCAAGAAGGUGUACGAUGCCAGGCAAUCGAGUCUCAGUUCCAAGGUGGCGCAGCGCAUGUCGUUUGGGCUCUUCAGCAGCGGUGCCGGUGUGCAGACACGCUGCGAGUUUGUACGCAUGAAAGGACCGCAGGGCAAGGGCCAUGCCGAGAUGGCUGUGACCAAGCCAAAGGGAUCCGGCGUGGAGACGCCCACCAGCGAGCCGGGCUUCUGUGCCACCGACAUGUGGGACGAGUGGGAGGAGGAGAACGAUGACUACUGCACCUACCGUCACCAGCGUCGACUGAGCGAUCCCAGCGCCAAUCUGAACAACUUCUCGCGCUACGGCUGGCGUACGAAGAAUGCCAACGCUCAGGAUAUGGUGGGCAGCGGCACCAGCCCCAAUGUCGGCGCCAAGGCACGCUCCGAGAACGAGGGACUGGACUCACUGGCCAGCGAGGUGUCGGAAAUCGAGGCCGGCGACCUGCGCGACGAUCAGCAACGUCCUGCUUUCUCGGCCUCCGCGGCAAAACUGCACUCGAAUCCGCAGUGCUCCGAGUCCGAAGGGCUUGCCCCCACACAGGGCGACCUAGACAAGGUGCCGCCGUCUCACGAAUCUCCAGUUGGUGUAGCGGCAGCGGCAGCUGUUCCGGCUGUUACACCACCGCCCCUAAGCGCUGCCAUUGAGGUGACUGUGGCCAGCGAACAAGCUGGCACGAGCACGACCACGGGCUGCAACUGCUUUGGCGGCAAAAAGUGCAAGAAGCGCUGGGCAUCGGCCAAUAGCUCAGACACCCCGGAGAUGUCCGAGAUGUACUGCCCCAGAUGCGAGGAUCCGUCCAACGAGACGCCUGCCUGUCUCAGCAAGAUGCCGGACAAGCGACCGUCUCGUCUCAAGCCAAAGUCCAGCAUUUUGAGUGUGGAGAGCGAGCUGCUGGUGGCCAAAAGAAGCAGCCUGCGAAUGCCCGCGGACAGCAAACGCAAGCCGCUUGGCGGUAGUAUCACAAGAAGCGCCUCCCUCAGUGCCGCCGAUCGCAGAACGAGUCUGCCAGUGGCCACCAAGAAGAUAUUCACCCCAAGACUGCGCCCAGCCAAGGCCAAGGAACAGGAAAAGGGCAAAGACAAAGAGAAAGAGAAGGACAAGAACAAGGAAAACGACAAAAAGUGUUCGAAUCAGAAACUCAACGGAUCGGCGAGUAAUUUUCUGUCCAAGAUGUCACCCAAGCGGCUGAGACAAGCCAAGGACAAGGACAAGGAAAUUGACAAGGCCAAGACCAAGGCGAACUCUCCUCCAUCCAAGGCAAAGGCUGGCAACAAUAACAAUUCAAAGACGCCCAAUUCGACACCGCCUGCUAAGACGGAGGAAUAUGAAAUAGCCGACGAUGCCACCUCCUUGAACGGCAGCAAGUCUGAGCUGGGCGCUGGUGGGGCGCCCAAGAUGGCCAUCAUGAGCGAGAGCGAAAGCAAGCUGAUGAUCAGCGUGCGAGGGCGCGAAGAGCUGCCUGUUGGGGAGUCCGAGUCAACCACGACAUCCUCGCAACGCUUCGAGAAGUGUGUUCUUGUACCUGUCGAGCCGGAAGACCACCCACUGCAGCCGGCCAGUCCGUCCGGCAAUGAGAACGAUAACGACAACGAUGAGCUGGUGGCCUCGGUCGUCUCGCCCACGGAGCUCACACCGAUGCUGGACGUGGCCAAUGGCAAUCAGGCGUCUAGUGCCACUUUGCCACGCACUUCCAAGCAGUCGCACAGCAGCAAGAUGUUGCAUCUGGUGCCCAAGCGUCGCACCCCGGACGGCACCAACAUAUACUAUUGGUGCGAUGUGCCCAAGAAGGCCCUAAAAGAGCUCGACGAUGGUGCCUACAAUCCGCUGUGGACCAGUCGCGGCUUUACGCAGUCCUUUCACUUCUGGAAGGAGAACCGAAGACAGCAAUCGACGCCACUCAAUGCAUUCCUCACCUAUGUGACACUGCCCUGGUGGAGCAUUGCAAAGGAUCUACUGGAUCAUCGGGAGACGCCCAUUUUGACCUUUUAGUAUUAAAUUUAUUUGCGAUUGUGAUUUGACUUUAUGCUUUAUAGUUAGUUUUAUCUCUAUGUAUUUUUUACUGGAUCGUGUGCGCCCCCAGUCGUGUGAUUUGUUAUCAGUUACCUCGUUGUGCAGUCUCUCAAUCGCGUAUUUCAGUUUGUUAAUCAGUUUAUUCGCUUCGCUCACUACGAAUAUUGAGUUUCCUAAGCGCAUCCCAUGUCGGAUGCAGAGGCCAACCAACAAAUUUAUAAACUAUAAUAUAUGCCACGAGAUAAUGAACGAUAAUGAUGCUACCGGAAUAUAUAGAUAUAUGUAAUUGUAAUAUUAUUUGUAAAUUGUAUGGCAACAUUUAUACCACGAACUAUACAAAUAUACUAAUAGAAAACGGA